This is a messenger RNA of Cyphellophora europaea CBS 101466, 1149 nucleotides long. RefSeq lists its product as uncharacterized. The coding region runs from base 1 to 1149 and encodes 382 amino acids. The record is from RefSeq and is a predicted model, not a curated record. The transcript is spliced from 4 exons. NCBI's taxonomy places the organism in Eukaryota, Fungi, Ascomycota, Eurotiomycetes, Chaetothyriales, Cyphellophoraceae. Gene Ontology annotation, molecular function: dioxygenase activity.
AUGGCAGAGGUACUGAAUGCGCCUGUCCCAGUAUUGGACGAGAAGGAGAGCAGCAAAUAUGUCUACUUCCACUCAGGCUCGGAAGCAACCUACCGCAAAGUGUCGGAAAAGCCAACCGGGUUCACUUCUAUACCAACCAUAGACAUCGCCAAUAUCGACGGUAGUCUCGAACAGCGCAAAGCUAUUGCUAAGGAGGUCUACGCUGCCUGCUCGGACUGCGGAUUUUUCUAUAUCAAGAACACCGGCAUUCUCGACUCCGCCAUGCAGGGAGUUUUCGAUCUACUGAGGCGCUUCUUUGCUCUGGACAUCGAGACCAAGAUGGACGCGCACGUUCAGAAGAACCCCGCCAUUCGAGGGUACGAGCCGAUGAUGGAGACGAGGUUGGAUCCGAGGACCAAGGGAGACAUAAAGGAAGCCUUCACAAUGGGCGAUUGCUUCCUAGAACCGGAGCAGAAGUACACCGAGAAGACGGGAAAGACCCCGCCAGCCCAUGUCACUCAGCCGCAGAACAUUUGGCCUUCGAAUGCUCCAUGGUGGCGGCAAGGUCUGUACGAGUAUUAUAACCUUGUUCUGCCGGUCGCCAUGAAGCUUGUGAAGAUAAUCGCCCUGGCAUUCGACCUAGACGAUGACGCAUUCGAUGAUAUAUUUAAAUUUCCCAUCACCGGAAUGCGGCCUCUGUACUAUCCUCCCACGCCGGUGGAUCAGGAUUCGCAAAGCGUCGGCUUGGGCGCACACUCGGAUUUCUCCUGGCUCACUCUUGUGCUGCAGGACAAUGUGACCGCUCUCGAGGUGCUGAAUCAGGAUGGCUUAUGGGUAGACGCUCCGCCACAGCCGGGAACUUUUGUAUGCAAUGUCGGACAGUACCUUGAGCGACAGUCCAAUGGUAAGUUUCCAGCCACGGUGCACCGGGUGCGAAACAAGACAGGCCUCGAAAGAUACUCGUUACCGUUCUUCCUGACACCAGACGCCGAUGCUGAGGUGGAUGUGCUGGACUGUUGUAUCGGCAACGAGGGUAAGAAGUUUGACAAAACCAACGUCGGAGAUCUCUACAUCAGGCGAGUUCUGCCAGCAAGGAAGAAGCACCCCACAUCCAUCAAGUAUCAAGAUGUGCCUGAGGCUGAAUGGCGAUAUGAUAUGCUGUUGACCUGA